GUAGAAUUAAAAUGUAGAAACAAAUAUACAUGAUUUCUCAAUCAAAAUGAAUUGGCACAAUUUUCGAAUUUUUCAUUUGCUUACAGGGGUUCAUCCAUCUUUCUUUAGGAGGAUAGUUGUGGCAAUAUUGCUUAUUCCAACUAUAAUUAUUUUAUGGAAACUUUGUGCCAUAGAAUCAGGGGUAGACAAAUUGCAAGUUCUUAAAGAAGCAUUAGAAAUUCACAAAGAAAGACUUCAACUUACUGAGCAGCAAGUCCUUCUUUUAGAACAUCUUGAAUCUGAGAAGGCUUCUGAUCCAACUAUUUAUGCUAUUACCCCUACAUAUUGGCGACAUGUCCAAAAAGCGGAAUUAACGCGGUUGUCCCAAACUUUGAGGCUAGUUCCCAAUUUGCACUGGAUUGUUGUUGAAGAUUCUAGUUCCAAAACUGAGUUGGUUAGAAAUUUGUUAAAAGAAUCAAAGCUUAUUUUUACUCAUUUAAAUGCCAAAACGCCACCUUUUGAGAAACUGCAAGAAAAGGAUCCAAGAUGGAAAAGACAUAGAGGAGUAGAACAAAGGAAUAUUGCUUUAAAAUGGAUCAGAGAUAAUUUGAAUUUGGGCAGGGAAAAAGGAGUAGUUUAUUUUAUGGAUGAUGACAAUGCCUACAGUGUCAAGUUGUUCAAUGAGAUUAGCAAAGUAAAGAAGGUUGGAAUUUGGCCAGUUGGACUAGUGGGAGGUUUAAAUGCUGAGGCCCCAAUAGUAGACCCAAAGACAGGUAAAGUGACGGGUUACCGAAGUGGAUGGAAGCCAGAAAGACCAUUUGCUAUUGACAUGGCUGGUUUUGCUAUCAACCUGGACUUAAUUUUGCAGAAGAAAAAUGCUUCAUUUUCUUACAGUAUGGAGAAGGGUUACCAGGAGAGUGAAUUUUUAAGUUACUUUACCACAAAAGCACAAUUAGAGCCUUUGGCUGAGAACUGUACCAAAGUGUAUGUUUGGCAUAUCAGGACAGAAAAACCUGUUGUUAAGGGAUUAAUUCCUGGAUUAGAAGUGUAAAGUUAAACACAUUGGAAUAGUUAAUGGGUGAAAAUGUUAGUUUUCUGCAGAACUUGUAUGCAAGCCUAUACUGGUAACAGUUGUGAAGAUUUUCAGGUAGUUCUAAUGAGAGCUGCUGGAUAUGUUAAAUUCAUAAUUUCUUCCUUGUGUUGUGAUAGAUGUUCAAUUUUAUAAGUAAUUGUUUUCUUGUUAUGUCAAAUAAAAUUGUUUAAAAAGUGGUUAAGAUUAUAUAAUC
Messenger RNA from Cylas formicarius (sweet potato weevil), 1265 nucleotides. Its product is annotated as galactosylgalactosylxylosylprotein 3-beta-glucuronosyltransferase I. Bases 47 to 1030 code for a protein of 327 amino acids. The transcript is spliced from 6 exons. NCBI's taxonomy places the organism in Eukaryota, Metazoa, Arthropoda, Insecta, Coleoptera, Brentidae. Gene Ontology annotation, cellular component: Golgi membrane. Gene Ontology annotation, biological process: carbohydrate metabolic process; chondroitin sulfate proteoglycan biosynthetic process. The record is from RefSeq and is a predicted model, not a curated record. Gene Ontology annotation, molecular function: galactosylgalactosylxylosylprotein 3-beta-glucuronosyltransferase activity.